This is a messenger RNA of Solea solea (common sole), 1432 nucleotides long. It is a transcript of the gene spc25, whose product is annotated as SPC25 component of NDC80 kinetochore complex. The record is from RefSeq and is a predicted model, not a curated record. NCBI's taxonomy places the organism in Eukaryota, Metazoa, Chordata, Actinopteri, Pleuronectiformes, Soleidae. The transcript has 7 exons. Gene Ontology annotation, biological process: chromosome segregation. The coding region runs from base 176 to 889 and encodes 237 amino acids. Gene Ontology annotation, cellular component: Ndc80 complex.
UUUCCGGCGACCAGACCCCGCCUCGCACUCACCCACAUCGAAGGACCAACGAAGAUACGCCUGAAGUUGGCCCCGCCUCUUGCACGCAGAGCGCCUGUUUUUUGAAAAUAACGCCUGCCUCAAGUUGUAACACGGAAAGCAAAGUGGUGAAAUUAUUGUCUGACAGCUGGGCAUCAUGAUGUCCAUCACUGAUCCAAAUACGAGUGUCAACUUCACUGGUGCAGUGGAAGAAAUCCAUAACAAGCAGCUCAAAACGUACGAGGAGAUAGUGGACACAACUACAGAGCUGUGCCAGUCCCAUAGACAGUUUGUGAAGUCUGCAGUUGAUACAUGUUUAAAGAAAUGUAAGGAUGACAAGGUGCUGUUUGAGACAAUACAGACAUUCAACAAAGAUUUGCAACUGAAAAAUGCGUCAUUGAAAGAGAAACGUUGCGAUAUUUCUAAAGUGAUAUCUGAGAUUCAGCAGAAGGAGAUGCAGAAAGAUGAUAUUAUUCAGAAGAUAGAACAACUUAAAGAGGAGCAAGCCAAGAGGAAAGAGUUAAUUGAGUCUCAAAAUAAAGCAAAUAAAGCCAGACUGAGAAAUCUCCAGAAAGCCAGACAUGUCUUUCAGGAUCAUUUGGGGAUGGAGAUCCGAGCAGUCCUCUGCAAAACACAGCUGGUUAGAGGUGAAAGAAUGCAGUUUGUUUUCCGGAAUAUCAACCCGUCAGAUCUGGACAGUGUCUUUGUUGUCACAAUGGGCAUUAAAGAAGAUGGAUCUUAUGAGAUUGUGUCUAGUGACCCAAAGCUUGAGUGUUUGCCCGUCUUGGAAAGUCGGCUUCGGGAGACCAAUCACUUACCAGCGUUCUUGGCAAAUGUUAGGAAGGAGUUUAUCGCUCAGGCACGCAGCUAAGAUUGAAACAUUGGAAAUGUAGCUGAUUUCUUGUUGCAAUGUGGACCAAUAUAAACGAGGACUGUAUAUUUAAACUUUGGUUCACAUUCCUCUUAUAAAACUAAAAAUGUAAGUAUGUUUUUAAUUUGUAUCGACAGCCCUACAAACAACACACAAUCAAUGCCACUGUAACGCAUUAUCAGGAGUAAUGCAUGUAUAUGUGGAUAUACAGUACACUUACAGGCAAAAAUAAACAAGCCGUAUUAAAUAUUCUGGUCUUCUAAUCACAUCAUUAACUAUCCAGUCUCAUAUUUUCAGAGCAUGGUGAUAUUCUAAGCCACUUAUUUAGAUGGACAAAAUUGCUCCCUCAACAUGUUUUUCCAAAGUAAGGAGAAAAAAACAAAGCAAUUUACAUUGAUGUAAACAGCUAUUAUUUAUUUGUUACUAACUUUAUUACUCAUGUAAGUCAACCCUAUCCCUGGACUCCAUUUUAACUUGUGUUAAUUCUAUUCAUCUAUUACACAUGUAUUAAAAUCUUGUAAAAUGUCCAGCAGUUGGGCAGCA